GCGUCUUACCAUGGCAGAUUGUAGUUAGACCCGGUUUCUUAAACCGACUGGAAGAAAGACUUUUCGACACGGAAGAAAAUUUCCGCGAAACUUCACUCUUGUAAAAUUCUCUUUCUUCUUCUUUUUCUUCCUCUUCAGGAUCUGCGUGGUAAAUAAAUAAUUAUUAAUACAGAGUAGAUCUUCUUAUAUCUCCAAAAUCAAACCCUAAAGAAAUCUUUCUAGAUUGCUCUGUUUGGCGCUGAUUGAAUAUUCUAGUAAGUAUGCUUCAUCGGAGUUUCAAGCCUGCCAAAUGCAAAACAUCGUUGAAGUUAGCGUCUUCGCGAAUAAAGCUGUUGAAGAAUAAGAGAGAAGCACAGGUGAAGCAUCUCAAGAGAGAAUUGGCUCAAUUGCUGGACGCUGGCCAAGAACGGACUGCCAGAAUCCGGGUUGAACAUGUGGUUAGGGAAGAGAAGACUAUGGCAGCAUAUGAACUUAUCGAGAUAUAUUGCGAGCUUAUUGUGGCGCGUUUGCCCAUCAUUGAGUCGCAGAAAAACUGUCCCAUUGACUUGAAGGAAGCGGUCUCAAGUGUAAUUUUUGCCUCUCCAAGAUGUGCUGAUGUACCAGAAUUGAUGGACAUUCGGAAGCAUUUAACAGCAAAAUAUGGGAAAGAAUUUGUAUCUGCAGCAGUUGAAUUACGUCCAGACUGUGGUGUUAGCCGCCUAUUGGUGGAAAAAUUAUCUUCCAAAUCACCUGAUGGCCCUACCAAAAUUAAAAUUUUGACUGCAAUCGCUGAGGAACACAAUAUCAAGUGGGAUCCUAUGUCAUUUGAAGAGAAAGACACCAAACCUCCUGAGGACAUGCUGAAGGGACCCGCUACAUUUGAGCAGGCUAGUAGAGUCCAUGUGGAACCUACUAAUGCCCAAGCCUCACCGAAUAGGGUUGAUCAGGGAUCUCAUAAUUUCCAUGAUCCGUCGCAACACUAUGUAAAGCAUGAUGUUCCUGCAAACUCUCAUGGCCCCGAUUUACAAUCUUCACCUCAUUCCUAUCCAGAUCAUAGGCCUUCAGGGAACCAUAGUGAGGUCUUAUCUGGUCCACAGAAUUGGAAUAUGGAAUUCAAGGAUGCCACAGCUGCUGCACAGGCAGCUGCUGAAUCUGCUGAACGAGCAAGCAUGGCUGCCAGAGCUGCUGCAGAACUUUCAAGUCAAGAAAGGAUAACCAGGCAGCAUUUAGCAGAAUCACGGAAGGCUUUUGCUUUUGAAUCAAGAGAUGUAGGACCUCAAAACUAUACUGGCUCAAAGCUGCAAGGUGAAGAUGUUGACAAAGAUCAAAUGAGUAACAACGUGUACCAAAGACAUCCAGGGUUACAUCGUGAGGAGAGAGAAGGCAAUGAGCAAGAUGACCUGGCUGGAUUAACUAAAAGGUUUUACAAUCUCAAGAGCCCUAAUAAACCUAGUCAGUCAGCUUCCUCAAAGUCCAGUAAUUCUUUUGUGGAUGAUUAUCCAUUAAUUGAUGAUCUCCCAAUGCCUGAUAGGCUUUCUCAAAAGAGGUCUUCCGAAUUGGGUGAAUCUAGUGUAAAGCUAGAGUCUAGGGAAUCUGAGGUAAGCUUUGUGAGUAAACUGGAAGAUGGAAUGACAUCAGAGAAUGUCAGUCACUUUGAGGAAGCAAGAAUCAGAAAACAGUCUAGCAGUGUUUCCUCACAUUCGCAUUCACAAACUUUCAGUGAUGAUUACAAUGUGUUUUCCAAUACCAACCAGCAGAGAAUGGGAGAUGAGACUGAUAAGGAGCAAAGAGAUGCAAAAGGAGCAAAUUCUUAUGACAAUGCCAUGGUUUUUGAUGAUUCUUCUUCAGACAAGGAAAUUAAGUUCGAUGUGGAGGAUGAACAUAAUGACCAAGUCUAUGAUUCGGAUUUUUCAUCAGAAGGUAGAAAGUCAUCUUCUCAUUUGUUAGCAAAUGCAGAUGCUUGGGGCCGUACGGAAAACAUGGAUGAGUUUCGAGGAAAGUCCAGUUCGCAGACACCGUUGACCUCGGCAUUCUUUUCUCAAGAUUUUACCACUGACCCUGUUCCUUCCCAACCACAUGAGACACCGUUGACCUCGGCAUUCUUUUCUCAAGAUUUUACCACUGACCCUGUUCCUUCCCAACCACAUGACUUGUUACCCAUGACUUUUGAUGAUUCUGACAGCGUAAGUUCAGAGAGGGAAGUGGAUCUGGAUACCUAUGAGGUGGUUGGUGGUUCAAGUACUGGCAUUUUUGCUCAUACAAAGAGUGUUAGCACCAGAAACUCUGACCCCAUUCAUAGCGGGAGUCCUCACUCAAUAAGAUUUUCACUUGCAGACAAGGAAAAUUUGGGAUCCAACCGUAAAACGCAUUUACAGACAGCUUCACUUGAUUCAGAUGUCCAAGAAGUAUUCUCUAUGAAAAAUCAGAGAACUGGAGUUGAUGUUGAAAUGGAUAAUAAGUUUGCUUAUGGUAAAUUGGACACGAGUCAAUCUUCUCCCAUACCUGUGAAAUCUUGCACAAGUUCUAAUGACUUGAAGGACAACCUGCAAACUUCAGGGCAUCCAGUAGUGAAAAAUGUUCAAAAUUAUGAAUUACCAAUCACCACAAAGAAUGCUGAUCCUAUUGAAGAAUCCAAUUUGGAAACUGGUACAGAGUUGAACUUGGGAAUAUUGACAGGUGGCUUUCGAAACAAGGGUUAUAGGCAUCCGCCAUACCACAGGAAUGUAUCAAAUAAUUCCUCAUCAUCUGAACAAGCAAUAGAUAAUAUUCAUUCAAGGACUGGUCGGACCUCUUCUCCUGUCAAGGUUGAUAUUGGUUCUGGAGCUCGUGAUCAGGAGACAAACAAUCAGAGACUGCACCCAAAAGUAGAUGUAAAAGCAAGCUCAAGAACCCCAGCUACAUAUUAUGAUGACGAUUCUGAUGAGGAAGUUCCACAACAACAUUUUAGCAAUAGUCCAAAGUCAUAUGGCCGAAAAUCAGUUAUUGAAGGGAAUGAUAGGUCAAGCACAAAGACAUCAGAUAAUCGUGAUUCUGAGUUUUCUAAGCCGAAUCCAUCUAGCAAAACUCAUUUAAGCACUAGGUUUUCUCGACGAACAAAGGCAUCUCCUUCUGAUAAAGAUUAUUCUUCGAAGCCUCCAGUGCUUUCCAAGUCUCCAGUGAGUGCAGACUCUUUUGUGGAAAGAACACCAUCCUCAAGUAGCUCCUACACUGCUGACGCUGAAUCAAUCCCCCAGAGCAGAAGCUCGGGUUACCAGGGAAGUUCUGAGCAAUGUAGGUCAACAGAAGAAGCAGCUUCUAAGCGAAUUCAGCAGUCCAAGAGGUUCUCAUAUGAAGAAUCAUCCCCAAGGAGUUCAGAUGCUAUUUCUAGUCAGCAAAAACCACCAUCUCAGUCAAAGAGUUCAGAUUACUGGGCAAGUUCUAGGCAGCCACCUAGAUCAGCAGAACAAGCAGCUUCUAAGCAAAUUUCAGAAUCCAAGAGGUCUUCGCGUGAGGAAACUCUUAAGUCAUCAGCUCGGGAACAGCCAUUUAGUUCUCCUCCUAAGCCAGUCGCAACAGACAGUGCUCAAAGUUCAAAGACUUCCAGUACCCAUGGUGAGACGCCAUCCAGGGAGAAUUCCAUUAAUAAACCCAGCCAUGUUCACCCAAAACUUCCUGACUAUGACACCUUUGCAGCGCAUCUACUGUCUCUCCGCCAGAAUCAGCAAUAAUUUAUUUUAAGAAGAUGAGCGGCUUUACAAUUAUUAUGGUUUGUUAUUCUUUUAGAUUCUGCAUCAUGAAAAGGACUGGAAUGAGGUUGUUUACAGGGAUUACAGAUUCUUUUAGUUACAUACAUACUCUCCUCUGCUGUUAUUCUUUAGGAUUUAAUAUAUUUUUUCCCAUGCUUCUCAGCACUCGUGUUGUAUCAUAUAUUUCAGAUUAUUGUCAAAAAAACGAGGAAACAUGCACUCGUAAGUUGCUGUAAUAUGAAAAAUGUUGGAUUUAUUUCUUUAAUUUGGAUGGAAAUAUGAUAAACUGUUUUGAGAUUU
Molecule: messenger RNA, 4004 nt
Organism: Populus trichocarpa (black cottonwood)
Lineage: Eukaryota; Viridiplantae; Streptophyta; Magnoliopsida; Malpighiales; Salicaceae
Exons: 7
Coding region: 261-3686 (1141 amino acids)
Biological process (GO): protein transport
Source: RefSeq, a predicted model, not a curated record